Molecule: messenger RNA, 1799 nt
Organism: Astyanax mexicanus (Mexican tetra)
Lineage: Eukaryota; Metazoa; Chordata; Actinopteri; Characiformes; Acestrorhamphidae
Gene: prim1
Product: DNA primase subunit 1
Exons: 13
Coding region: 127-1404 (425 amino acids)
Biological process (GO): DNA replication, synthesis of primer
Cellular component (GO): alpha DNA polymerase:primase complex
Source: RefSeq, a predicted model, not a curated record
GACAGGCGAGGGAGGCGCUUCGUCAUUUCCCCGGGUUUCCCGCGCUGCGCUCGGAUUCAGGUUUGCAGUGUGUACUACAGAUACAGCUAGAGCAGUGACAGCGGCUUUAACAUAUAAAUAAUAAUAAUGUCAAACUCAGACUAUGAUCCUGCCUGUUUACCUGAUCUACUGCCGCUCUAUUACCGCCGGCUCUUCCCCUUCUCACAGUAUUACCGGUGGCUGAGCUACGGAGGUGUGACCAAGAACUACUUCCAGAACCGUGAGUUCUCGUUCACCCUGAAAGAUGAUAUCUAUGUUAGAUACCAGUCUUUCAGCACACAGAACGAACUGGAGAAAGAGAUGCAGAAAAUGAACCCCUACAAGAUCGACAUCGGAGCUGUCUACAGCCACAGGCCCAGUCAACACAACACGGUGAAAUCUGGAACGUUUCAGGCCCUGGAAAAGGAGCUGGUGUUUGAUAUUGAUAUGACUGACUAUGAUGAUGUCAGAAGCUGCUGCAGUGCUGCAGAUAUUUGCAGUAAGUGCUGGACACUGAUGACCAUUGCCAUUCGAAUUCUAGACCGAGCACUGAGAGAGGAUUUUGGCUUCCAGCACCUCCUCUGGGUGUACUCUGGCAGGAGAGGCGUUCACUGUUGGGUGUGUGAUGAAGCUGCCAGGAAGCUCUCAGUUGCUGCUCGUUCCGCUGUGGCAGAGUACCUCAGUUUAGUCAAGGGUGGCGAGGAGACAGUGAAGAAAGUUGUGCUGUCCGAUCCAAUUCAUCCCUUCAUCAGCCAGUCUCUCUCAGUGGUGGAGCAUUACUUCCUUCAGUACGCCAUUGUGGGACAGGAGCUGCUAAGCAGCAAGGAGGGCGUAGACAAAGUACUCAACCUGCUGCCAGAAGAUGUCAGAAAGGAUCUGCUGCUUCAUUAUCAGAGUGAGAAAAAUCCAACAAAGCGCUGGGAGAGGCUGAAGACCCUGGUGCAUCAGAAAAGGGCCACCAGUAAGAAAGGCGGUCAGUACUUUGAUAAGGAGAUCAUGCUACAGUACUGUUACCCACGCCUGGAUGUCAACGUCAGCAAAGGAGUCAACCAUUUACUGAAAAGUCCAUUCAGCGUCCAUCCUAAAACAGGCCGGAUUUCUGUGCCAAUUGACCUAAGAAAUCUGGACAAGUUUGACCCUUUUGAAGUGCCUACAAUAAGCCUUAUAUGUGAAGAGCUGGACAAGCCCAGACCUGACGAAGAAGAGGAGGACGAUACGAAGGAUAAAGAGAAUGAAAUAGAAGCUGGAGAACGGCGUAAAAUCAGAGAUUUUAAGCGUACUAGCCUGGCCAAGUACAUAAAACUGUUCGAUCAGUUUUUGGAUUCUGUGGCUCGCUCUAGGAAAGGAGAUAUGCUGAAGAAAAGCGAUCUCCAGAAAGACUUUUAACCUGUCAGUGAUGGUCCAAACACAUCAUUCCAGAGAGAUGUGUUGCUUCUGUCUCAAUAGAUUAUCCCUUUUGGCCUGGAGAGAAUAAAAGGAAAAUUGUGGAUUUUCAGCUCUGUUUAAAUGCACUUCUUUUUGGGGGGUUUCCAGCAAACAUGUUUAAAACUAAGAAAAGAUGAAUAAAAAGGAUUUGGGGAAAAGCAGUAAAAUUCCAAGCAGUGUACAUUCCAAGUGCUUGUACAUAAUUUCUAGCAUCUGAUUUUGUACAAUAAAUAAUUACUCUAUUUUGGGCUUGUUCAACCUGCUUAAUUUUUUUAAAACUUGUUACUGUUUUGAUCACUUAGUAUUGUUACUGUACUGUAUAUUUACAUGUGUUAAUAAAGAUGUUUGUUUAAUAA